Messenger RNA from Ambispora gerdemannii, 14187 nucleotides. The record is from the annotation of a GenBank genome assembly. NCBI's taxonomy places the organism in Eukaryota, Fungi, Glomeromycota, Glomeromycetes, Archaeosporales, Ambisporaceae.
AUGGGAGAAAAUUUAGAUUCGAGUAAUAUCGAUAUCGAUAUACAAAUUACAGAAGCUUCCCGCAAUGAUGUGCCCAAUUCGGUUACACCUAAAGUCGUUUCCUGCUCGACAUCAACAAAUGAUGUAAAAACAACUGACUUGGAUAACAAAGAUAUAGCCGUACUACUAGAGACAACAUCAAAAGCUACAACAUCAGCAGCAGAGCUCGAUGAAACUAACAUAAAAGCACAAAGCUUAGACGUAACUAACACAAUUUCUUCGCCCAACAUAGUAAGUGUUGACGAUCAAUCAAAAAAAGGGAAAAAUCUACGUUCAAAGGUCUCCAUGCGAAGGUGGACGAGCACUAAACGUGCAUUUAGCCUACGAAAAAAAUCCGGAAAAACAAGCGUUAUUGGAGAUAAUGUCCAAUCGAAUGAUUAUACAAAAAAUGAAGAAGAUAACGUUCAGAAAAAUGCAGACGGUGAGAAUAGCAAAAGUUCCGAUAAAUCCAAAAGUAAGAAGAAUAAUUCUCGAACCGAUACCGGAGUUAAUGACACAAUGAUUACCGCCCAAACAGACCAGAUAUUAAACAUCGAGGUGGUUACAUCCGAAAAUAUGGUGACCACCUGCUUCCACGUAAUGAUGCCGAAAGGCUUGCAUAAAAAAACUAUGGUGUUUGUCAUUGGUAAUAUUCAGGCUCUAGGGUCAGACAAAGAUGGCAUUGUACGGCUUAAACGACACAAGAAAAAUCCCAUGCAUUGGUAUUCUGAUCACAUCAGUAUGCCAAUUUCGAUUUUUCAAAAUGAGUCGGUUCACUAUAGGUAUUUCAUUUAUAAGGGCAUCGAGAAUGGUUUCGCAAAAUUUUUUAAACAAUUAGUCAGCAAAGAGUCAUCUGAAAAUGUGGUUCCUGAACUCGGCGUAGGAAACUGGCAUCACGACAGCAUUGAUCAUGAAUUUAUUUCCAAGGAAAACCAAUACGACAUAUGGAAUAACAGUGAAAAGUACCCCAUACGUUUGAAAGAUUUGCAGGAAAACUAUCCUUAUCUCUCUCUCAUCUAUCAAUCGGUAUCGAGAAAAAAUCUAAAAGAUGAAAUCAUGGUAUAUCGAAAUAUUAGCGAAAUGCAUUCAUAUGUAUUGGAUCAUGAUAUGAUAGAACGUUUUAUCUUCAAGUAUUUUGAUGUCCCAAACACCGUUGAACAAAAAAUUUUCUUAUGCAUACUGUUGGGUUACGCGAUAGAUGAGAGAAUUCAUAAGAGUUAUAUGCCACUUGGGUACAGUCUUCCGGAAAAGUUUCCUUCCAUUGAGUUGUUACAUGCUUUUAAAGAUGUUGAUAAGGAUGAUUUGCCUCGGGGAGUCAUUGAAACUCUGGCACCAGCUGUCUGCGCGUUAGUACUGCAUAUCUCAACCUAUUCUACGAAAUUCGAAUGGAUGAGAGCCUUUGAAAUCGCUCCUGUUGUAGAUCCAAAGUAUACUUUCCUCGAACAUAUUAAAGUUCCUGCGUAUACAAAAGGAAAUGCGUCAAAUUUUCUGGCCUCCCUCGAAAUCGUUGUCAAGCCAUGCAUGGAUAGCAUUAUGUAUGAUAAUAAUUACAUAAAAGUUUGUAAGCAUCUUAUCACCUUAUGCCGAGACCUUGGUACGAUUAUAUUUUUGUGGCAAACCAUUUUCCGUCCUGACGCGAAUACAGAUGAAGAACUUCACCAACUUUCGCUUGAUCACUUAAGUUACUUUAUAGUAAAUGAUAGAGCGAAAGAGUUAGAAAAACAUCUUGAGGAGAUACCUGUUGACUUUGGCAUCGAUUUUGCCACAAGGUUCAGAGAUAGAGCUUUGACUUUAUUGGGUAGUUCUGGGAUUACUUGGAGCAAAGAUAACAUCGAUUCGAUGCGCAGGUUACUCGAUAGCGCUAGGUUGAAUUGGCAAAAGGGCUCUGCAUUGCAAGCGCUCAAAUAUAUUUCCAUUUCAAACUAUCUGGAACUGCUGCAAGUUUUCCCUAUUCAACUGGUAAGUUUUCUCGAAGAGGAAUACAUGGAUGUUGGUUCUGAUGAUGAGAUUCUCGGCAAAAUUUGCGCUUCAUGGUUCAAAAGCACGUUAGCGUGUAUCAUGGAGGAGCGACAUGCAUCUAAACGUAUCGAGAAAAACUUUGCAUGCACGGCCUUUCAUUACCUCUUGAAAAUGUAUUCUAUUAUGAUCAAAUACAAUGUUACAUACGACGAGCUUUUUAAAAUUGCUGAGAAAUCGGUAGAGGUUCUUUCUGAUGACGUAAUCUUCGAUGCUGCUAUCAAUAUUGGAAAUUUUAAACAAGUAGAACUUAUCGAGAUCUUUGGUCGUGUAUUAAAAAGAAGAUUCGGUUCCGAUGUCAAGAACAGCGAUAACCAGCUACUAGGCAAAAUAAUGAAAAUCUGCAACUCUAGCGGACAGCAAUUGCAUAUUCCAAACACACUCUGUGAAGAAACCGUCUUCCAUAUAUUAACAAAACUACAAGAAAAUUCAUUGAAUAUAGAAAUGGAUGAAGUGGAAAUUAUCGACGAUAAUUUCCAUAAGUCAUUGCUCGCCUCAUCGAAUUUUUGGGUUUGCAUCUUAAAGGCUACUGGUUUUGUUGAGGGACUUCAUAGUCGGCAUACGUACGUGAUAACAGCACGUCAGGCCAUAAUUCAGUUAGCCAGAAAACUGCUAGAUAAAUCCAUAGAAAUAAAUAUGCUAAAAGACAUCCUUGAUUAUAAUGACAAUAUAUUAUUAGCCUACUUCUCUACGAUUGAUGGAUCAUCAAACCUCAACAUUACCAAGAUAGUUCUUCAGUAUCUUCGAGAUAGUUACGAAGUGUAUAUGAACAAGUUAAAUCAACUCGAUGUUUUCUACAAACGAUUUUGUGCUAAAGCCACAGAUGUAAAGGAAUACCUUUCUGACCUAACAAUAAAACUAAAUAUGCAGGAAAAGGUUACUUUUGAAAACACAUUACAAGAAACUUUCUGGAAAUUUCAUCAACCGGUCAUCAAGGUAGCACAACAUGCGUAUACAUACGCCAAAUCUCAGACAUUCAGAAAUGUUUUUGAAAAAUGUUUAAAGGAAAAUGAAGUGACCUUGACGGUCGAAUUGAUCGUCAUGAAGUAUAUGCGUGCGGCCUUUUCGGAUUAUAAUAAUAUGCGAGCCGAGUAUAAAGACUGGGCAACACUCGAAUGUUCUAAGGUCAGUUCAUUUUGGAAGGAUGUUGAACUUAAAAACAUCGAUCAUGAACUUGAAUUGAUAUCACGGGGAAUGAAUUGGCGCCCAAAAGAGAAACUAAAAGAAGCAGUGAGUUAUCUUGCUCAUAUUAAUUCUUGGAGGGAACGACUCGAGGAUUUGGAAAGAACUUUGAGGGUUUUUAGAGUGCGGGAUGUGGCAGAAAGUUGGUUGGCCAAUGUGCGCAACAGGUUGCUCAAAGAACCUUUGACACUCCUGGAACUAUUUAAAGCAUUCAAUGAAAUAAACAAAUAUAUUUAUAAUUUUAAUGACAACUGCUGGAAGAUGGUAGGCGCGUUGUCUUACGCUGGGGAUUUAAUUUCUUGGCUUCAGACAAUAGUUAAGAGCGACCUAAGAAAUUUAAUCAACGGAGUAGACGAGAAACGUGAUGUUCAAGAAGAAACUGUCGCCACAUUGCUUGAAGUUAAGCAAUUCUUGGAACCUCUUAUGAAUGACAUGGUAAAACUUUCUAAGGAAGGAAGGGCGACACUUACGAUAAUCACUAAGUUUUUGGAACAUGUGCGUGGACUAAUUUCGAAGAAUAAUUCUUUGCCUGAGAAAGUUACCCAAUGUUGUUCGAGUAGUCUCGCCCUUCAGAAUAUAUACUCUAGCAUAUUGAAUAGGGGAGAAGAAACUAAAGAACGCAUCAGAGAUGCCAUGACUAAAGGUUCAUACAAAUUCAACCGUGACGAUGAUCAUGAUAAAUGCGUGGUAAAUUUAUUUUGUAAAAAUAAGUCCGGAAACAUAAUUUCCUACGAUCUUUCAGGCAUACGAGAUUUGCAAGGUCAGGCUCUCCUGAUCGCAAAGCAAGCGGCAUCGGCUUUUGUUUUACGUCUGCCAGUUGAGAAAGAGAAUAGUCUAGAACAAGGGACCGACGAACUGAUGGAAUUUGUACAGCAAGUAGAUACGGUACACCAAAUUAUAAAAUACGCUUCUCAAUUAAUGGAAUUGGGUCAUUUUGUCUAUAGAGAAUGGAGUAUGUCUGCAAGCGCCACAGAAAAUUUGAUGUCGAAGCUUGAAAAGCUCAAACAAAAUUUUCAUGAUUGGGAAAAAACCAUGAAACAAGCACAGGAAAAACAUUAUUAUUUAACUUUCUACACUGCAAGGCAUAUUCUGACGUUUUACGAUUAUUUUAGCUGCAAGGGCAAAGUUGACUCCAAAACCCGUGAGACAUGUGAAAUAUUGCUUCGAUUUGUAAGCAAGGGAGCAAAGUUACCACCAAACAAGGGCGAUAUACGGAUCGACGCGUACGAAAUGAAUUUUGACUGGGUUCUCUGCGAAAUAGGAAAAAAAUUAUACGACAUCUUUACGCAAACAUCCAAAUACCCUCGGAAAAUCAGGGCCAAACUAGAACCGAUUGUCUCGGAUGUAGUUUACCCGGGUAAAUUGUUUGUCGCUGCGUGCGCUGAUAGUUAUCGUGUACCGAACAUUAUUCUAUCUCUAUAUGCGAAUCACGGUUCAUAUCCUGAACCAUGGCAAUUGUUAAUGUGUAGAACCACUACAACUGCUGAGGAACUUUCACUUUUCAUCAAACGAUGUUUCCUCACCGCGGCAAAUGGAUACAACAAACGCCUAUUUUGCAUCGCGGGUUUGGAGUUCCUUGAAUUCGAAUUACAGUAUAAAUUAGUCAAUGACGUACGCAAUUUUCAGGAAACCAAUACCGAUUAUUACUUGGCUUUGAUUUGUUGCAAAGAAAAUGGAAUUCAUCACCACAUUCUUGACCAAUUUUCUGAACGCAUGUGCAUCACGAACGGUCUUGGAGAAAAUACCAUGAAAAAUAUGUAUAUGGAACUCUGUUCCAAUGUGUUUUGUGUCACCUCUGAGUUAUCCGGCCAAGGAAAGACAGAAUAUAUAAAGAAUGCUAUCAUGGAAGUCGGUUUGAUUUCACGAAGUUUAUCGAUAAGUGACAAUAUACAUUUCGAUGAACUAGUUCAAAAGCUGAAAGAGUGCAAACUCCGACCUAUAGAGAGUAUGCAUUUGAACAUCAUGUCUGUUGAUAAUCCUAACGAUGUUAAUGUCUUUCUUUUCGAGCUUUUGACACUCGGAAUUGUUUCAAACAAAGUGGAUAUUGUUUGUCUCCCAAAGCAUGUGUUCAUCGAGAUUGCAUCGACAGAGAAUGAACAUCUACUAAAGUCAAUUCCGAUCGCACAAUACCUUAAAAGAGUGCACCUGAAAUGGAACAUCAACGAUCUUAUUGUCUCUCACGAAUUAAUGAGCCCAAUACAAAUAGUAUCUUCUUAUUUGGACGCACACGAUCGCAAAAUGCUUAGCGAAAAGGACAUUUCAUUCACAGGAAAAAAAGCUGUGGUAAACCAUAUCAAUCCAGAACGAUGUCACGCGUUAAUACAAAAGUAUUUUCUAGAUGGCAACAAUGAAAAUAUCACAUCGUAUCGUUUUGUAGAAAUAUUUUUAAAUGUGUUUGCGGAUCAAUUGAUUCGUCUGUCAUCGAGUUCAUUUUUCAACGUGGAUAAUCUUAGACUGAUGGUGGAUGAUAAGGACGUUCGCACAACAUUAAUGACAACCUUGCUGGAAGUCUCCAAAUAUUUCGCGACACGUUCAGUCGCUACAAAAGCAGCUCAACUAGAAUCAACGCAGAAUGUUGAUAAUGAUCGACUGGAAACUAUCGUACAAUGGGAUGCUUCAAACCAUCACUUGGUGUUCUUCCUAUCUCAAACACCGGAUUCUAUUUGCGCUCUUUAUCGUGACCGAAAUAAAGUUCCUCCUGAUGUGAAACGUCUGUUAUUGAGUCAAGAAGUUAGUAAUUAUCAGGUUGCUCCUUUUCAACAAGAGGAACAGAAAGUAUGGGAAUUAGACGACUAUCAUACCAUGUCAGCAAAUGCCUUAUUAGAGAAAUUAGAGCUUGUGGCGAGAAGGUCGAUGAGAAAGCUAAAACUCCCUAAUUACGCGUUAUCAGCAGACAAUCUUCUUAAGAUGGCGUUGAUUCUAUUGAGAGCUCGAGCGAAUAUUCCGGUGGUCAUAUGUGGGGAGGCAGGUUGUGGCAAGACGAGCUUGAUUGGUUUUCUAGCGGCAGUUGUAGAAGUUAAAGUUAAGGUACUUUCACUUCAUGCCGGUAUACGUGAAGACCAAAUUCAUGAUUUCAUGAAACAAAGUACUCAACUUGCCAUGAAUAGCCAAAUAUGGUUGUUCUUUGAUGAGAUCAAUACUUGCAAUCAUAUCGGGCUUCUUGCUGAUCUCAUAGCUCACAGAACACUGUCAGGCAGGCAGAUACAUCAUAACAUUCGUCUUUUUGCUGCAUGCAAUCCUUAUCGAUUCCGUAAAAAAAGUGUAACAAGCGUAGGUUUGGAAAAAAAUUACCAAGAACAGAGCAAGUUGGUCUAUCAAGUACAUCCGUUACCUGAUCAAAUUUUGGAUUAUGUAUGGGAUUAUGGCGUCCUCAAACCUGAAGAAGAGAAGGCAUACAUUAGAAUUAUGGUGGAAAGCCGGCUAGGGUCAUAUCCAGUGUUCGUGGAUCUCCUUUGUGAAUCACAGAAAUUUAUUCGUAUGGUUGAAGAGCCAUACACCGUCAGCCUGCGCGAUGUAAAGCGAGCGAUCAAGUUAGUGGAAUGGUUCCAAAAAAGCCUGAAAGAACGACCAUCAGCCACACGAGCCAAUGGCAUCGCACUCUUCAUGAAACAUUGGAAUUAUCCACCGAAAAAUGAAAAAAAAUUGAAAUGUUGUAGCUUUGUUCUAUCACUCGGACUUUGUUAUCAAUCUCGUUUAUAUGAUCAAGAUUUACGAAAAAGAUAUCGAGAGUGUAUGGCUCAGGUUUUCAAGGCACACAAAGAGAAUAUUUCUGCCUCAGCAUUUCAAACAAUAAUUCGUAAGGAGCAAGAGGAUUUCAUGCAGAGAAUGGUGUGUCCUCCGUCGACAGCGGAUAAUGAUGCACUUUUGGAGAAUGUUCUCGUGAUGAUUGUUUGUUGUUCAUCUAUUGACAACGUUACUUUUGACAGCUCAAAGUCUCUGGCAGUACGACUUAUAAGUUCAAAUCUUCGAGGGGAAGAGUCGGAAGAUGACUAUUUUAAGACACUACCACAGGUUUUUUUUAUAUCACAUCAAGGUUCUGCAUCAUCGACUUCGGCCGGUAUCCUUAAGGUUUUCGAUACUGCAGAAAUUUAUCAAAGAAAAAGUUCAGAAGCGUUCCCUGUGCAAGCUGUUGUCCUUCUUGACGAGGUCGGUCUAUCGGAAACUAGUCGAUCCAACCCAUUGAAAGUUCUCCAUGCUCUUUUAGAACCAGGUUACUCUGGUGAAGACCCUAUGGAAAGCCUAAAAACAUCAGUUAGCACAGAAGACAAAAAAGGUCCGUCAGCAUCGGUCUUUAGCAAAGAAAACAAGGAACUCCCAGCAGUGCCAGUUAUUAGCGAAGGAGACAAAGAAGUUCUAUCAGCGUCAGUUUUUAACAAAUUAGGCUCAUCAGUGUUAAUUGCUAACAAAAGAGAUUCCAAAGAUGGCCCAACCGUGUCAGUUGUUGGCAUUAGCAAUUGGCGUCUGGACAACAGCAAAUCGAGCAGAGCUUUGCUUGUACAAAGACCAAAAUUCGGCAUUGACGACCUCACUUUAACAGCCUCCAUGCUUUUAGAUGACAAAACCAAGAAUGGAAUCACCGAUCCCAAACUCAGACAACUUGCUGAUGCUUACCUCGAUUAUGAGAAGAAUCAAAAGUUUAAAAACUUCCAUGGACUCCGUGAUUACUAUGCGCUGGUGAAAAGCUUGAGUGGCACAGAGCUGACAACGAAAUCAUUGGAACUGGGACUGAUUAGGAACUUUGGAGGAACCGACCAGAUUAAAUUAAUAUGCGAGAAAUACUUUGGUAAAGUUUUGAAAAGUUUUGGCAACAGUAAUAACUACACAUAUUCUCUGAUUCCUGUCGAACGACUCAUAAACGAGAACCUGAAUCGGAAAGAUACGCGGCAUUUAAUGGUCAUUGGGAAAAGUGAUUCUCUAGUCAACAUCCUAACAUAUCAUAUGCGAGCUCAGCACAUGGACCCUGUCGUGCUGUGUGGAUCACAAUUUCCUGAUGAUAAUGGUGGUGAUUAUUUGUAUGCCGUUUUAAGUAGAAUAAUGAUGUGUGUAGAAGCAGGAAGACCUUUAAUUCUCACGGAUUUGGAUAUUAUCUACGGGAGUCUCUAUGAUUUGUGGAAUCAGAAUUAUAUUUCCCUUGGCAGCCGUGGAGAUACCAAGUACUUCGCACGCGUUGCACUCGGUGCAUAUUCAAACCCAAUGCUAUAUGUGCAUCCAGACUUCAAAUGUAUUCUUGUGAUGGAUGAAAAUAAACUCGAACAUACAGAUCCACCUUUGCUCAAUAGAUUUGAGAAACAACGGUUGACAAUAAACGACAUACUCUCAGAACAUCAUAAGGAACUUUUUGAAACUUUGGAUAAAUGGGUUUUUCAAAUAUCAACACUACAAGGAGCUACAGCCCAAAGGGUAUCAAAGGAAUUCACCGAAAAAGACAUUUUUAUGGGAUUCGAUAAGGAAGAAACUAUUCAGAGUCUGGUAUUCGAUCAAUGCAAGAAGGAGGAAAAAGAUGGGGAUGAUGAUUUGAUUUUGAAGAGAUGCAAGGAGAGGCUGAUAGCCAUUGCCUCAGCAGAUGGUAUUGUGCGUGCAAGACAAUCUAUUUUAUCCAUGCAAAAACCCGAAGAAGUCGCUGAGUUGAGUGGUUCCUACUUUAAUAAUGGGCUACAUGAUAAUAUCGAGUCAUGUUUAAGAUUAUUGCUUGGUGAUAAGAAUGAUCGGACGAAUAGAGAGGGGCAAUUAGUAAUUAUCAAUACAUUUUCAAAUAUUAACACCAAUGUUAAGGCUUGCUUGAACAAAUUGGUGACUUGCCAAGUGGAUAAACUUUCAACAUUCAAAACAGAGGCUCAGCUCCAGGAUCGGAUGAAACGUUUUUGGUUGGAUAGCGAUGAUGAACUUCUGGUUAUACAAUGUGACCUAUCAACGGUAAAUUCUGGCUGCAUCAAACUUGCAAAAUUCAUUAUUGAACAAAUCCGAACAAAAUACUUGGAAAAAAAACGGAAGAUGAACAUUGACAUGCCAACCAAGCACGCUUGCAUCAUUCUUCAUAUUAAUCGCGAACAGAGAGUAGUUUCUGCUUCGUUUGAUUUCAUGUGUGGGUGGAAUCAGAUUACCGUUGGGACACUGACCCCACAAGAGAAAGACCUGCCAGUCCUUCUGGACGGAACCAUUAGAGAUAUCAUAGAUUCAACGUUACCAUUCGAAGAGAUCUUUCGGCAAGAAUUGAUGUGGUGUCUUCUCUGUAUCAAGUAUCCAUCAACAGUGGAAUCUGUAGACCAUAUUAAAUACCUCGUCAGUGAAAUUCCCCAACAUCCACGGCUUAUAGAAGUCUUGAAACAAAAAACAUUGAAAUGGUUGGAUGAGAACACUUCAUCAAAUUGGCAACUGCAGGUUGCCUCUGACAAGAAAGUACUUUAUUUACAUUCAUCAUUCUCCGCUGCUCUUCGAGGAUAUAUCCGAAUUCUGGUGAGGAAGCACAUUGCUAAGUUGUUGUGCACACUUGAGCGGCUAUCAGCUCUCAAAACUUUACUAGUUCUCGAACGCAAAAACGGUGAUAGCUAUAACUACCUUAUUGAAUUUUGGUAUCAAAUGUUCGCUGAUAACAACAUUAUCAAUACUGAAAUGUUGACGGACCCGAAACCUGAUCUUUAUCGCAUGGCGAGCGGUCCAUACACCAUGGAAUUCCCCUUCUCCUGUUAUCUUAUCGAGCAGAUCAAUCAUUACGAGAAGCUCUGUGUGGAGGACAUUAAAAUGCUUGAAGAGGAUGAAAACAAUAUUGAUACGAUCACGGGAAAGCUAUUGAGCAAUGAACUUGCUGACUGCUUUGAACGGUUCCAGAACAUUAUAUCAAAAACGCCCGCUCUUGUUAAUGCGCCUCUUCAAAAAGCAGCUAAUUUGUACAUUAAUGAUUUUCUUACCGUCAUAUCUUCCGAUCUUGGAGGUAUUGAGAACUUUGACCUUCUAAAUCUCCUGCUACUUCGGCGUUUGGGUAAAAAAAUGAUCCAGAAUCCUAUUAGACUUCACACAUAUUGGUGGACAAAGUCAGACAUUGUAAUCGCUGAAUUACAGCUAGCUAAACUGUGCCCUUCAAUUAGACAUGAAAUAGCUGAAGACGUAGGUGACAAUUUUGAGAAUUUUAAAAAGGAUCUCCCGAGUAUAGCCACUAAGUUAACACUAGAUCUUAUUCGGGAGAUGGAUAGUGAAAAACAAUUACAGCAAUGGCAGCUUGAAGUCUCCCAAGUACUGCCUCUUUGUUCCGAACUCUCGACAAGUCUCUCAGCUUCUUCCCUUCAACUUCUUAAUAUAUGCAAUGAUCUUGUCUCAAUGCAAGUAAUUCCUUCUAACAGCCUUUCAACCAUUAUCGAGCUUGGACAUAAUUAUGACAUUUCGAAUAGAAACUUUACAGAUUAUAUCUUCCAAAUUUUGGACAAAAAAGAUAGAAAUGGGAUGAAUAUCAUUGCAAGACAAGCCUUCGUCUUACGAAUCUUAGAUACUAUUCCUCUUGAAUCUCCUGCUCGCCUACACCUCUACGAGAACCUUCUUGCACAAGCUCAGCCACCGCCUUUCACAGCUUUUAUAAUACGUUGCAUCUUCCGUUCAGAAGAAAGAGAUAUGUUCUCAGCUAUAUUCAGGAAUGCGGAUGAAGUGUUCUAUUUCUCACCAAGACUCAAUACAAUAAACAAACAAUUAGGAAUGCAUCAGCGUGACUCGCAUUUAGCAGCAUUGUGCUGCGAUGUUAUUCAAAAGGAAUUCUAUGCCAAAAUGGGGUUACAUAAACUUGUAGGAUUAUUCCAAGAUACUAUCCAAUUAUUGUGUGCUAAUAAGGUUAAAUCUUUACAGCUAGUUUGUUCUAUAGCUCUAUUAAAGCAGUUUGUACAAGAUUUAUGGUCCGCCUCCACUCUUGACAAGGCUUUGAAUGUGCCGAUUGAAUUUAAUUUCACCGGCUCAGAAGAAUUCUUGGUCGGUCUAAACAAUUUAAUGCGAAUAGCACACCCACAGAUCCAAUCGCUCAAAUUCUAUUUUCUCAAAAUCUUGAGAGCACGUGGUCUCUCAAUGAAUGAUCUUAAGCAAUUUCACAAUAUUCAACAAGAGACUCUGCCAUGGCUUUCUGAUUUACAAUGGAAUAAAGACAUUGACUCUCGCUUACCCUUCAAUCCCUACUUUUUGCUCAGGGAAUAUGAAGAAGCAGAAAAUGCCAUGAACGGAGCUCAUUUCAAUGACUUUUUAGGAAAGCUUUUGUUGACUAACCAGGUCAACUUGCGCAUUGCUUUUGUUGGGUUUAUUGUAGCCCGCCUAUAUGCAAUUCAGGCAACGCGAAAUUUGAAUGAAAAUGAAAAUGAAAUGACAACUUUUUUGCAAGUUAAUUUGGGUAACAUUAAUAUAUCACCAGUUUAUAAACGAUUUGUGGAAGGGCUUCUAGCAAAUGACCAUCCUUUAUUGCAGAUUAAUCGGAGAAUUGAUAAUACAAAUUUGAUAAUACGCUUGGUCAUUGUUCACAUAAUUGCAGUUCAUGCAUCGCUUCCUGCUAAUCAUUCACCAUUGACAUUAUACCUUCACAAACUGCAAGAAAUGCAGAACACAUAUAUAUUAACCUGUCCAUCUGAUGAAGAUGCAAUAUUAAUGGGCGCCAUUACUGAAGUCAAAUGGUACCGGUGUGUUUGUGGCUAUAAAUACGUCGUAAGUGAAUGUGGUCAAACUAUGCAGGCUCGAUCAUGCCCAGCAAAAGGAUGCCAUAGGACAAUUGGUGGACAAAACCACAUAUCGGCAGCAGGCCAAACAAGAUUGGAUGAUACCCAAGUUCAAAAUGCCAUCGCUAACAGAGAAAAGACCGGUUAUAUAAUGGAAGCAGGAACAUUAGAACAAGGCAAAAAUGUUCGCGAAAUGACUGCAUCUUCAUAUCGUAUCUUGCAUCUUUUUGUUCACGCUCUCAUUGUUACCUCUGCACAUUCACAAAUAUUCUUUAAUAAUAUUGCUAAUCCUAUUGAGCAUUGCCUGGACCACAUCACAAAAGAUUGGGAAGUAUUAAAAACUCUCUUGAACUGUGAUAAUGAAAAUUUAGCUUUAAUAUUACAUGACAUACUUCAUUCGAUCGCCCAAGAUAGUCCGACUCAGAAACCUGUAUUAACAACUUCAGAAGCACGAACAAAUUGGGAAUGCCAAUUCACCACGCGCCAUAUUACUAAUCGAGCCAGAAAUCCUGCAGCUGCUGCAACGAAUUUGCGCAAUAAACUUCAGAGAGCUAAAGAUGUUAGAAAGAAAAAAACUACCGCUCUUGAAGGGGAGAUAAAUGAGACUUUGACAUUUGAUAAUGCUUAUAGUGCAAGACGGUUACCUAGAUUAUGGAGGCGUAUUGGGGACACAAGCCUUGAUAACUUCCGUACAUAUUACUUAAACAAUGAAAACCAUCGCAAGAAUUUCCCAUUCAUUUCAAUCUAUUUCGAAUAUGAGAAACGUCUGCCACAUCUGAAACAUAUACAUCACUUAGUGAAAUUUGUACGCAUACUUUUCACACGUCUUAGCUAUCGCAUCAAACGAGAUGAAGCAUUACAUAUGACAUUCCAAGAGUUUAUUGACAAAGAUGCCAAAGCAGGUGGAUACAAAGAACUACAGCAUUCUCUUAAGGCAGCAUUCAAUAACUUUGCUAAAUCUUGGAAUGCUGUAAUGCCACUAAUUGAAAGAUAUCAAUGUCACGAUUUACCUGCCAAUAAACCUAAGAUGAAUUUGAAUUGCCAGAUUGUAUUUGGUCUUGUAGAAGGCAAGGAUGCAGGUCUAUUUUUAUGCGCAGCACUGGAAUAUUUAGUUGAUCUUCAAAAUAGAUUCCUACGUGAUAUUAUGAAUAUUCCAUCUGGAACAUGCCAUUCAUUGAAAUUCAUCGAGCAGCAGACAAGACUUAAGCCCGGUGCAAACAGCCCAUAUCACAUUAAAUCUGUACGACUUGAAGACGCUCGACAAGCUAAUUUCAUAGAUUAUGAAUGGAAUCCAAAAAUUCUGGAAUACAGCCAACGUAAUCUUGACAUUGGUCGAGGAGUAGAGAUUGAAUAUGAUCUCUAUAAAAUCGAAGCAGAACUUGCGCGAGAUAUAAUUUUCAAAAAAACAUACUUAGAACCUAUUGAGCAAGGCGGACUCAUACUAGAACCAUUCCCCUACUGCAUGGAAAUGUUCCAGGAUUCCACAACUAUAUUUUUUGAAAUUAAACAAAUGAUUAAACAGGAGCCAAUAUCACAAGAUUUGUUAACAUUACUCACCAGCGGAGUCUCUUCAAACUAUUCUUGCAGAUUUAGCAGCGGCACCAGAAGUGAUGAGACAAUAUUAUCUGACAAUGAAUCAGAACUAUUAUCCGCUCUAGAAUUGCUUUUAUGUUUCGUUAAGAGGACUGCAGGAAGUGAUGGCAUUAUAACCAUCAAGGUUGAUGGCAAUAUAACCAUCAAGGAAUACAUCUCGCAAUGGAUGAAGCUCUCCGUUCUUACAGAAAACAAAGAACUAGAGAAAGUGCUGAACGUUGGUCUACGACUCAAGCAUGUUAUCGCACUUUAUGAGCUUGUUGAAGGCAAGGUUGCGGAUAUUGUGAUAGAAAGCAUUAACACCAAAUAUAAGACCAAACUUACAGAGGAUAUGGAAAAUGAGAUACUGACAGCUUGCUCUUUUGAAGAAAAGGAUGUUAAACUUAAUGCGAACCUUAUUCCAGCUGAAGCAUUUAUGCUCGCCUUGAAACGAUUUACGCUACGUAAAUUAUCAGUAGAAUCUAUAUGUGAAGAUCAUCGACUAUUAGAUUAUUUGGAAGAAACAACUAUUGGGUGUUGGCCAGAUGAAAUAGAUGAGAAUUUGAUUUCAGACAUGUUUCCUCCGUCACUUUUGCUAAAAAAUACGCAUGCAGCAUAUCAUUUUACAAAAAAGAGGAUAGAGAUGGUGGCUGCAGAAAAGCAGAUUACAUUGAAGCAGGCUAACAUCCACAAAGAAGAACAAGGGCAGAUGUUUAAAAUAUAA